CCUUGGUGUCGGCAUUUUUCUUGCCGCCAAACUUACGCCAGAAUGGAUUUGGUCGCAGGUAUUCGCAAGGAAGGUAGCCGCGGUGGCCGCGGCGAUUUCAAAUGGUCCGAUGUCAAAGACUCCUCACACCGCGAAAACUACCUGGGCCACUCUCUCAUGGCUCCCGUCGGUCGCUGGCAGCAAGGCAAAGAUUUGACAUGGUAUGCUAAAGGCGAAGCUGAUGAUGAGGACCAAGCAAGGAAAGAUCGUGAGGAGAAACAACGCGUCAAAGAAGCCGAGGAAGAAGCAAUGGCGCGAGCUUUGGGACUACCUAUCCCCGCUAAGGCCUCGGACAACGCCAACCUGACCCCACUCGGUGGCCCGCAAGGAGCUGAGGAUCAGAAAGGUGAAGAGGCUGCCAAAGGAAUCGGUUCCGGGCCCUCUCGGAGUGAUGCUGACCCGCGCUCCAGUCGGAGACGGAGAGGCGGACACAGCCGGAGUCCUGACAGAGACAGAGACCGGAGGCGAGACUGGGCGACUGAUAGGGAUAGGGACAGGGACAGGGACAGGGAUAGAGAACGGGAGCGUAGGCAUCGCAGACACCGUGACGAUGGCGACCGUCAUCAUCGGAGUCACCGACACAGAUCGCGGUCUAGGUCCCGAGAUCGGGAUCACAGAAGAAGACUAUCCCGCUCGCGAAGUAAAGAAAGAGCAGGUGAUGAUUACAGAAGACGCCGAGACGAUCGUCAUCGGGAAGAACCGUCGGACAAGGGUUUCUCUAACCGUCGCCGCUAUUAAACCUGCAAUCUACUUGCAUGCAUGGAGUCAGGAGUUCGGGAAGAAAGCAACAUUGUACAGUUCUAUCGAAAUCUUGCUAUCUUUUGUUUAACCUUCGUCGGCCUAUGUUUACAAUUCAUCAUGGCCCUGCGCCUCGAGGGCGGGGAGAUCAGGCAUGGACAUGAUCUUCACAACCAUACUUGUCCAGCCAGUGAAAUGCUGUGUUCGCUGUCCUUGGCCGGUUUCGGGAUUGUACUGCUCCCAAGCAAAACCGGUCUCCUUCCAUUGUCUAAAGACAUUCUCGACCAAGUUCUUCCGCAGGUUGGAAUACAGCUCCCGGGCCUGCUCCCUGUGAGGACCGGGUUUGAUUGCAAUAUCGUAGAGAUUCUUGACCACCAGAUAGUUAAUGUUGACCCAGAUGGGACUUCUCCAAU
Molecule: messenger RNA, 1190 nt
Organism: Aspergillus homomorphus CBS 101889
Lineage: Eukaryota; Fungi; Ascomycota; Eurotiomycetes; Eurotiales; Aspergillaceae
Product: MMtag domain-containing protein
Exons: 3
Coding region: 43-777 (244 amino acids)
Source: RefSeq, a predicted model, not a curated record